Molecule: messenger RNA, 3532 nt
Organism: Pomacea canaliculata
Lineage: Eukaryota; Metazoa; Mollusca; Gastropoda; Architaenioglossa; Ampullariidae
Exons: 15
Coding region: 136-3414 (1092 amino acids)
Source: RefSeq, a predicted model, not a curated record
AGACAACCAAUGUUUAAUAUUUAAAAGCUUUCAACUGUGAAUCUUAAAACGUGCAUUAUGAAUCGCCUUCUUAUGUCAUCAACAUUUCUUUUUACGAUUCUUUUGUGACCAAUCGACAAAAGGUAGUGGCUCAACAUGACGACCGUUUCAAUGACAACGCUUCUUUUGACAUCUUUUUCAAUUCUGACAUCAACUGAGGCACAGCCCGGAACAGUCUCAAUUUUGUCGCCUUUGACAAAUUCACCUAGCUGGAGGACUCCAACUCCCCCGUCACGUGGUCCUGCCAGUCCUCCGCUUAGUCAGAACUCACUGAUGACGCAGCGCUUAGCAACAGCCCGUAGAGAACGGACUACACAGACCAGAAGAUCGCCCACGUCGUCCUGGGAGGCGACAACACUCUCCACACAUGGAUUGUUCUCGAAAUCUACUUCACAAGCCGUGACAACAUUAUUGACUAGCGUGCAACAGUCUGGUUCUAUCAACACAACAAAAUUGAUAAGCUCAACAUCUCUGCCAGCGGUGAAAAGAGUUACCGUUCGGUUCCUGUCUCUUCAUGAAGACCAUCUCCUGACGACAGCAGGAGCCAUGACAACACGAGGUAACGUGACCAUUGAACACGUGACCUCCAAACCUGGAGGGUAUCUUGAGCCAGUUGUCAUGGUGUCUUCCAGCAGCGCAGUCAAUCUAGAAAACACUCUUCCUUGUGUAACGGAAGCCAGUCCAUGCACGACAGGUUUCAACCUACGUGUGACCUUUGAACUCAAUAAGGUGGGCGUCGACCCUGCCUUUAUUGUGUGGAGUGGCGAUGAUGUGUCUGACAUGGGGAACAUGACUCUGUACUAUCAUAACAACGACUUCGUGCUGCACUUUAAGUCUGCUGGCAUCACAUGGAAUGGCACUUUUAACGCCACGCUUGACCCCAACACAUGGCACACAGUAGAUGCAAGCUGGGACACACGAACACCGCCGAAAUUGUUUCUUGACAACCAGAGACUGAUGGGGACUGUCACCCACAGACCUGCCUCAUCUACCUCUGGUUCACAUCCGCUGUAUCUGGGACGCAUGCGCAGUGGUCCAGCUGAAAAUUCCACGACUUUGAAGGUGUACGCACUGGACUUGUGGACUACCUCACGGUCUGUGAUUAACAAAACAGAACUUCGUCUGCAAACCAUUGAAGAUGUUGUCCACGUCACACCAAUCUUGCUACAGAAAUCCGUGCAAGGAAAGACAGAUUGUUUACCUUCGGACGGUUUCUCAAAUAUCACUCACCUAAACCUCACCUUCCUAACUGCAAACAGAUCUGUGGUAUGGACGCCAUCCCUACACCUACCUGUCCACGGCUCUGCCAGGCUCAACGUCAGCACUGGUGUUCUCACUCUCAGGGGACCUAACUCCUUCGUGGAUAUUAACGCGAGUUGCGUCCCUUGCCUUACAGACCUGCGCGAGUGUCACCACGGUUUGAGUCUACAAAUGGACGUGCUGCUCUCGUCACUUCCUCUUCCCCCAGGAGCUCGAGUGCACCUGUUUGGCGGUCCAAACCUGGCCUCUGACGAAUCAGGAAUAAUUCUAAAAUACGAGAAAGACGCCUUUAAAGCAGAAGUGCGGCUGGGACGGUUUCUAUGGUUACUUAACGCGACGACGGUGUUGACAAAUAAGAGGACUUGUAGUCUUCGACUCUCUUGGUCGCCCGACGACAGCUUGCAACUGAGUGUGGACGGGAACCUUGUACAGGUCGGUCGGCAAGAGUUGUCGACUCUGCAUGCCGAGAAGCCGAGUGUGUUACGGAUGGGAUCAGGCAGUGGAGGGAGAUACAGCAAUCAAACAGUGGAGGUAUCUCACGUCAACAUAUGGACCGGGUCCACCGCCUACCUUCUGGAGCAAGGCUUGUGGACAGCAGACACGACCACAGCCGGCCAAGCUACUACAGCAUCCCUCGCUGCAGUCAUUCCCAGCUUCCGGUGGAUCUUCUCCAGUGCCAGCGGCCCGGUGUUGACAUCAGGAGGAAUGCGGGCAGAAGUGAAAGGUGGCCCGGAGUCGGGACCGCUCGGCUUUGACCUGGUGAACAGUGGGCAGUAUGUGCAGGUGGGGAAUCUCCGCCGGAACCUGACCUGCCUUGUGGUCACCGACACUUGUCACACCGGUGUCACGGUAGCGGUGGAGCUGAUGCCCCGUGCCCUCAGCGACGGGGCAGUGAUAUUCAGCAGUGGAGCUGAUACCAAUCAAGCGCAAGGGCUGGCUUUGAUCUACAGGUUUGGUGAGUUUCACGCCGUGGUCAGCACCAAGCAGCGGACAAUGUUCGUCUCUUUCAAGCGAGAUUUGCUUCCGUCUGACCAGGUGACGGAGGUCCACGUGGCAUUCCAGCUGCCGGACGUGCUGAGGGUGUACGUGAUGGGGGAGAUGGUGGGCCCAGCCAGCAGCCAGGCUGGUACAACUAGUACUGAAGGACUGCCUAGCGGAGGAGGAGCACUGUAUGUUGGGCGAAGCUCUGGUGUUGGUCCCGCAGGUCAACCUCCAGGAUAUACCCUUACAUCCGUCACGGUGUGGCUGGCGGGCCCAGAUGCACUUGAAAAGGUCGGCCUUCUUAGAACCGUCGUGUCAGUAGCUUCUACUUCUCCAACUCAUUCAUCUGUGGGUUCCCUGGCUGAACGCACGUCUUCUGUUGCCUCGGCUACUAGACCACAUCACCUGACUACGCUUGCGACACCUGCUUGCAGAACAGAUUGCGGUCCCAACAGAACAUGUGUUGCAGGUACCUGUGUGUGCGACUCGCUAGUGGCAGGCGAUUCCUGUAGCCCAGGUCACAACUACUCACGAACAGGUCACUCAACUACUCAGCUUUGCGACUUGCGUCACGAGAAUUGUGAUUACGUCAUCCUGCAAACAUCAGGCUACGACACUUCGCAAAAUGUCACGUGCUGUGCACUUUAUGUUAAUCACGUGAGCGACGCUUUUCAACCGACCUCGCCGAGCGUGGAGAGAGUGGCUGCGCUUUAUUCCAGUGGAGGUCACGUGCUCUGUCCAGUUCGAAACCACCUGAGCGCGUGGGUGUGGGGAGAGCAGCCCCAGGGGGCGGCCAGUGGCGACACAGUUCUCCACGUGGUGUAUGACUCCAUCUGCCACAUCUGUCACCUCCACGCUGACAGGGUCAACAUCACGUGCACCAGACGGCAGGACUCGUGUCUGGUGGACGGCCAGUGCUUCUUGCAGGGUCAGCAGCAGCCAGACAACGACUGUAACGUUUGUAGCCCGGACCUUAGCACUGAUAACUGGACCUCGACCUCAGGGAGGGACUGCAUGGAAAGUGAUGCGCAGAGGAACGACGACGGAGAUAACAGACGACAGUCGUCGCCCUUGGGACAGUGUGCGGUGUGCUGGUGUUCAUCACCACUGUGGCUGUUGUUAUUUACUUCCUGAUGAGAAGGAAGACAAACAAACAGUUGCUUACCAUUCAGGAGACUCUGGCGAAGAUGCGAACCCGUUCCUUUGCUACUGCUUUUUCCAGCCAUUCGUUCAUCAGCAAUGGAGAGUUCCC